Manihot esculenta (cassava) is the source of this 2562-nucleotide messenger RNA. RefSeq names its product probable serine/threonine-protein kinase PBL28. Gene Ontology annotation, biological process: protein phosphorylation. Bases 876 to 2435 code for a protein of 519 amino acids. The transcript is spliced from 10 exons. Gene Ontology annotation, molecular function: protein kinase activity; ATP binding. NCBI's taxonomy places the organism in Eukaryota, Viridiplantae, Streptophyta, Magnoliopsida, Malpighiales, Euphorbiaceae. The record is from RefSeq and is a predicted model, not a curated record.
AGGAGAAAACAUGUCAAGUCAUUGUAACCCAUUACUUUUUAGUGGCACUUUCUUUGUCCUAAAUCAGUUCUGGGAUUUGAAAUUUUUACCUGGAAAAGCAAAAAGUUCUCAACGUUUUGAUGUACAUAAUGUCCAGAAUCGUUAAUGCAAUAUUUUGGCUCUAUUAUCUCAUCUUGUCCUAUUGAACUUGAAAAUUUCGCUAGAAAUCACUUGAUUGUUUACAGAGAUUCGAUUGGGAAAAUGGAACUUCCCUUGAAAUUUAGUUUUACCUAUUUUUCUAUGCAUAAACUGGGUGUCCUGUAGCUUGCAAUGCUAAAUGUACCUUUAACAGAAUUCUUUUUCCUCUUAACAUUUAUUGCAUUCUCCUUGAAAUUUAAUUGUUCUCAGAGUUCAUGAUAUCGUUAGGGCUGUGAUGUAGUAGUUUUGUCGCCUGGCAAGCAUUUUUCUUGUAUUGCAGGUUUAAACUUUUUGAGAUUCCCUUCUGGGAAUCUUUUGGGAUUUGUAAUUUGGUUUUUCUUGACAAUGGGAUAUUUGUGGAUGGGUUUUUUUAGCCCUUAACCACAGAGUAAGGAUAUGCCUUUGUCCACUUCAGUAAGGACAGCACUUGAAGAUUGUAACAUGAUUCUUUUAGGCUUUUGGGUUGUAAACUUCUUAACUGGAAUUGAAUUUCUGGCUAGCUUUUAAUAGCCAGUUGUUACUAAGUUUGAAUUACAGGCUGCAUCAGGUAGAAUUUGAGCUACAUGAGUCAUCUUAUUCUUUCAAAUAUACAAAGAAGUUCCCCAUUUGCUUAUAGUGGAUUUUCUUCAUUUGCAUCAUCUGAUAUUGUUAAUGUUGAUCAGCUGUAGAGGGCUUCAAUGGAGUGAUGCUUGUUGACAAUGCAUUUGUUCUGGUGGCAACAACUGCCACUGCUUAUACUGCUUCAACUUCUAGAAACCAAUGAUACAAGCCACAAACUGUGUGCCGAAGCACUAGUUGCUUGUAAGAGCACAAAUGGCCCUCCUCAACAUUCCAUUGGCAAGAUUGGGAGAUACUCAUGCCUAAGGCAGUGGGCAAGUGCCAACUGUUAUAAACUGAAUGACCUAGGUGUUGUUUCUUUGUCUCCCAAAAGACAUGCUUCUUUUUUGAAGAUUGGAUUAAUCAAAUCAUCACCCAUUGCUUUGAAAUUUAUUUCCUCAAAUUUUCCAUUCAAAUUUCAAGAAAAAGUCUGUAAAUCAAUUAACAGAAGAAUAGCAGCUGCAGUUGAUGGGGACAAUGGUGUUCCAACACUAACACCCUUGGAAGGAGCAGAUGCUAAGAAACCAAGUAAACAUAAAGUUGCUGCAAUAAUUGGCGGUCUUGGUGCAGCUCUGCUUGUGAUUGUCAUUGUACUGAUUGUAUACAUUUGCUUGAUGCAUGUUAAGCAAUUCCUAAGGCCAGCAUCUGAGACAGCAUCUUCUAUACCAUCUCCUCCAGUUGAAUUGGCAAGAAGCAAUAUUUCUCCCUAUGCUGCUUCACAGUCUCCUAUUAAUCAAAAUGUAAGGCAAUUAUCAAUUGUGGAGCUAGAGCAUGCCACCUGUAAUUUCAGUCACAGUAAUAUCAUAGGUGAAGGUGUAUUUGGUUUAGUUUAUAAAGGACUGCUUCUAGAUGGAUCAAUUGUAGCUGUCAAGAGGUGCCUACAAAAACCAUUUCUGGAUUUUCUUCCCCAGGUGGAACGCAUAGCUUCAGUUCGCCAUGGACAUCUUGUUGAACUUAUUGGUUACUGUGAACAUAGGAAUCAGCUGUUACUUGUAUAUGACUAUAUCUCUAAUGGGAACGUAGGGAAUUACCUUAAUGAUAGUGAAGGCUUACCAACGGGAAAGUUGGACAUGAGGCAAAGACUGUCAAUUGCUUUGGGUGCUGCAAAAGGCCUUCAAUAUCUUCACAGUUUGGUCCCUCCUUUUCCGCACAUGCACUUCAGAACUAGCAAUGUUCUUUUGGGAGAUAACUUUACUGCCAGAGUUUCUGACUAUGGACUUCUUAAAUUGGUCAUAGAGGGUCAUCGUGCUGGACCAUCUUCAGCUGUCGACUACUUUCACGAUCCAGAGUUAAACUUGUCAAACAAUUUUUCGGAGCGAAGUGACGUGUACAGUUUUGGGGUCUUCUUGUUGGAGUUGAUUAGUGCCCGUGAAGCACAUGGCAAGCGUCAGUCAAACUCAGGGCACAAUUUAGUAGAGGAGGCUAGGGAAUGCCGUCUCGGCGACUUCAUUGAUAAGACACUCGGAGUGCAGACAAUGCAAGCUGCAGGACGAAUGAUGGAGCUGGCAUUGCAAUGUGUAGAUAUUAGUGCAAAAAGACCAUCAAUGGUGAGAAUUGUUCAAGAGAUUGAACAGAUUCAAAGAAGAGAAAUGGGAUUUUUGCAGGCUGAGUUUGUGGAAGAGAUAGGCUCUGUUACACUUGGCAGUGACCUCUUUAAAUGACCUCCUCUCAUGCAUUCUUUGAACUGCAACUGCAAUCAUUCUUUUAUUAGAUUAUUAGAAACAUAGACUUGAGACUUCAUUAGAAGUAAAUUAUCAAAGAAAUUAUAGGUUUGAAAUUUGAGAUUUA